AUGGAGGCGUCAGACGCAGGCGACCGGGUGGCGCGCACCUACAUGUACGUCAAGCAGCACAAGCUCAACAACCUUUUUGCACACUUUCUUCAGUUACUAAUCUACCACAAACCGGAGGACCCUCGUGCCUUUUUGCGGCAAGAGGUCCGGCUCAUGCUAGAAGCGAGGACGUCGACGCCGCUCUUCACAGAGCAGGACCUUGAAACGAUGUUUGAUCUCAUAGAUGUGACGAAGCAGCGCUGGGUGACAGUAAGUCAGCUACGGAAUACAUGCAAGAACUUGGCAACAGCUGCUGGCGAGGGGAACCUUGGCCUUUCCCCUGAGAAAGAGGAGGCAAUUGAGCGUGCUGCCGAUGCGGAGGGGCAUGUAUCAGUGGAGAAGUUCAAGGAGGUGCUGGCGACGCAGCUACUCACAAGAGAGUUCUGGGAUGAGUAA
Trypanosoma conorhini is the source of this 435-nucleotide messenger RNA. RefSeq lists its product as uncharacterized. The coding region runs from base 1 to 435 and encodes 144 amino acids. The transcript has a single exon. The record is from RefSeq and is a predicted model, not a curated record. NCBI's taxonomy places the organism in Eukaryota, Euglenozoa, Kinetoplastea, Trypanosomatida, Trypanosomatidae.